AUGGCCAGACCAGAUGUCCCUAUUCCAAAAGCACCACGAGCACCAUAUCCCAUCACAGAACGAAACGUGAAAAUUGUGGCAGGUUUUGGAAGAGGUUCUUCAGAACUAGGUAUCCCAACUGCUAACGUUUCCACUAAACAAGUUUCAAAAGUUACAACAUUGGAUCCAGGUGUCUAUUUUGGAUUCGCUAAAGUUGGUAAAAGUGACGAGCACAAAAUAACGGAAACAAAACAACGAGAAAAUGGAACAGAUGUUGAUUAUAAAUACGGAUAUGGUUUAAAAGAUGGUGAGGAUCUAAAUGUUGUAUUACCAAUGGUUAUGUCAAUAGGAUGGAACCCAUUCUAUGGAAAUAAAGAAAAAGCUGUGGAAUUACAUAUCAUCCACGAGUUCCCAACGACGUUUUAUGGUGCCUCUGUGUCUUUUAAUGUAUUGGGUUAUAUAAGACCAGAAUUGAAUUAUACUACAAAAGAAGCGUUGAUCAAAGACAUUCAAACAGAUAUCAGUAUUGGGCUGAAGACUUUAGAGACUCCAGAAUAUCAACAAUAUAAAGAUUUAUAG
This is a messenger RNA of Hansenula anomala, 558 nucleotides long. RefSeq names its product riboflavin kinase (gene FMN1). Gene Ontology annotation, cellular component: mitochondrion. Gene Ontology annotation, molecular function: riboflavin kinase activity. NCBI's taxonomy places the organism in Eukaryota, Fungi, Ascomycota, Saccharomycetes, Phaffomycetales, Wickerhamomycetaceae. The transcript has 2 exons. The record is from RefSeq and is a predicted model, not a curated record. The coding region runs from base 1 to 558 and encodes 185 amino acids. Gene Ontology annotation, biological process: FMN biosynthetic process; riboflavin biosynthetic process.